AUGUUUAACAUUAACACUAGUCUUAAUCGUUGUGUUAAAAUCUGGAAUAUUUUACUCGAUCAAUUUCAAUUGCUUGAAACAAUGACACCAAUCGAAUUUCUCGAAUUUCGUGAUUAUAUUAUACCAGCUAGUGGUUUUCAAAGCUUACAAUUUCGCUUAAUAGAAUUUAAACUCGGCUUAAACGAUAAAUUAAGACAUCAUUAUCACGAAAACUAUUUCACUCAUGUAAUGUUUAAAAAUCAACAGGCUGAAGAAUUGAAAAAUGCAGCUAGCGAACAAUCGUUACUUGCUUUGCUUGAAAGAUGGCUUGAACAAGUUUAUGACAGCACAUCAUUUGAUUUUCUGGAAAUAUAUCAAACGUCUGUAGAACGCUUUAUCGAACAUACAAAAGAACAGAAAUUGGCGAAUGGCAUAUCAUUUGAUAGUGUCAAUAUCGAAGCAGAAAAUUUGAGACGGCAGUUUUCAAACAUGCUUAAUCAAACUCAGUAUGCACAAUUGAAAUUAAUGAAUGAACGUCGAAUGAGUCAUAAAGCAAUGUUGGCUGCACUCAUGAUAUCAGUCUAUCAUCAACAACCUUGUUUUCAACAAGCCUAUCAAAUGCUGUAUUUACUCAUGGAUAUUGAUGCUCUCAUUGCCAAUUGGCGUCAAAAACAUAUUCAACUUGUUCAACGUCACAUUGGUAGAAAACCAGGCACGGGAGGUCCUCGGUUGAUUUAUAAUGAUCCACCAACGGCUUCUCGACAAUGUACAACUGAGUUGACUAUGUUAAAAGGUAAAAUUGAAGCACGAAUUUUCGAAAAAAAAGUGAGCGCCGGACGAUCAGUUGAAAUAUUUAUAGCCGAAAUGGAUGUUAUAUUGAAAAACUUACAUGAUACACCUAUUUGUAAAAUAAAUCGAAAAUAUAAACAACAACAUGAAAGAAUUCCAUAUGAUAAUUUAUUAGAAACGAUUCAAUUGAAUCAAUAUCAAAUUAGUAAAUGUCCAAUUACUGCUGAAAAAAAGAAAAAUUAUGGUAGAUUGGUCAAAUGGAUUACACGGAAACAAUAUGAACAAUUAAGCAUUAAAUCAAAUGAAAUGGAAUUAGCACAUCUUUAUUAUUUAGCAAAAGCUCAUAAACCUGUUACUCCACUUUGUCCAAUUAUUUCUGGUCAAAAACAUCCAACUAUAAAAGUAUCAAAAUUUCUCGACGAAUUACUUCGACCGUUAUUUAAUAAAAUGGCAUCAAACACAACUGUUACUUCUGGAACUGAAGUUAUUAAACAAUUGCAUGAAUGA
Messenger RNA from Rotaria sp. Silwood1, 1275 nucleotides. The record is from the annotation of a GenBank genome assembly. NCBI's taxonomy places the organism in Eukaryota, Metazoa, Rotifera, Eurotatoria, Philodinida, Philodinidae.